AUGCAGCCCCCCAGCAAUUUGCCCAAGGGCUUCGACUCCAUCGAGUCUACCAUCGAGGCGUUCCGCAACGGCGAGUUCAUUGUGGUACUUGACUCCCAGGAUCGCGAGAAUGAAGGUGAUCUGAUCAUCGCCGCCGAGGAUCUCACUACCGAAAAGAUGGCCUUCAUGGUCCGCUACACCAGCGGUCUGAUCUGUGCUCCCAUCACCUCUCAACUCGCUGUUGAGCUGGCACUCCCGCAGAUGGUGGUGGACAACGAAGACCCCAACCGUACGGCCUAUACCAUUUCGAUUGACUCGAAUGACGAGAGUGUCACCACCGGCAUUUCAGCCCACGAUCGUGCCUUGACCUGCCGCACCCUUGCCAGCAAGAAAGCCACCGUCGACAGUUUCCGCCGACCCGGCCAUGUUUUCCCGCUUCGCGCCAGGGACGGAGGUGUCCUGGAGAGAACGGGCCACACCGAAGCAGCGGUCGAGUUCUGUCGCCUAGCGGGCAAGCCCCUAGUCGGCGUCAUCUGCGAAAUGGUCCAUGACGGAGAGCCUGUCUCGGGACAAGCGGCCAUGCGCGAGCCCGGUAUGAUGAGACGCGAUGCGUGUCUAGAGUUCGGUCGCAAGUGGGGAUUGAAGGUUUGUACGAUCGAAGACCUGGUCGACUAUGUGCAGAAGGAGAAGACGGUGAGGAAUGGCAACGGGCAUGUGACCAACGGGGUAAAUGGCCAUCAUUGA
Fonsecaea nubica is the source of this 723-nucleotide messenger RNA. RefSeq names its product 3,4-dihydroxy-2-butanone-4-phosphate synthase. Bases 1 to 723 code for a protein of 240 amino acids. The record is from RefSeq and is a predicted model, not a curated record. The transcript has a single exon. Gene Ontology annotation, molecular function: 3,4-dihydroxy-2-butanone-4-phosphate synthase activity. Gene Ontology annotation, biological process: riboflavin biosynthetic process; aerobic respiration. Gene Ontology annotation, cellular component: mitochondrial intermembrane space; cytosol. NCBI's taxonomy places the organism in Eukaryota, Fungi, Ascomycota, Eurotiomycetes, Chaetothyriales, Herpotrichiellaceae.